Messenger RNA from Austrofundulus limnaeus, 1493 nucleotides. RefSeq names its product N-alpha-acetyltransferase 30, NatC catalytic subunit (gene naa30). Gene Ontology annotation, biological process: N-terminal peptidyl-methionine acetylation. The coding region runs from base 194 to 1345 and encodes 383 amino acids. NCBI's taxonomy places the organism in Eukaryota, Metazoa, Chordata, Actinopteri, Cyprinodontiformes, Rivulidae. Gene Ontology annotation, cellular component: NatC complex. Gene Ontology annotation, molecular function: protein-N-terminal amino-acid acetyltransferase activity. The record is from RefSeq and is a predicted model, not a curated record. The transcript has 4 exons.
UGCGGCAACAGGCAAAUCGAGGAGAAAGCAGUGACAAACGUCGCCAGCGGAUACAUUACGGCCUCAAAAGUCCUCGGAUAUUGACAAUAUUCGGCAUACUUUUGUAUAUAUAGAUGUUGUGUAACGUUUCGCUUUUUUGAUGAAAUCGUGUUCAACGUUUUACAAGAGUGAACCUCCGCUUUAAUGCAGUGGGAUGGCCACAGUGCCGCCUGGGCCUGGUAACGCACUGCCUUCAUCCCCGGCUGAAAUUUCUCCUUUCCCCGGGGCAGGGAGCGCGGAGCCGGCGGUGGAAGACGGGGAGCCCAUCCGGCACGGGGAGGACUGCAUUCCAGCCGGGUCUGUGAAAAAGUCACAGCCGAUGAACGAGGUCAAAGGGUCGGUCAAGAAGAAACGGAAAAACAUGCUAGCUCAAGCUAGCCCAGCGGCGCUGCACCUGAAAAUGCAAGCCCGAGAGCAGCAGCAGCAGCUGAACGGCUUAGCCAGCCCUUCAGAAGACCCCGACAGCCACCAGCAGGAAGGAAGCCGGCCUGACAAUCUCAGAUCGCCCGUGGACAACUGUGACAGCGGCAGCGAGGGCACUGCGGCCGCUAGGAACAGCACCGAGCAUUGCCAACACGAAGGCCCCUUUGCCAAAAACGGCAGCCACUCUCCUCUCCUGAACAACAGCAGCUUGAACGGCAUGCCGGGUUUAACGAGGACUGACGCGGCUCGCGAGGGGGAGGAACUGUUCGACCACACGCAGCCCCCGAGACCGCCGAGCGACGAGCCGCCGGACGGUGACAGCGGGCCCGACGGAGAGGCGAGUCCCGCCGAACCGCAGCCGCCGGCCGCGGAGCUGGMCCGGCUCGACCUGAGCUGCUCCCCCGGCCGGGCUGAAGGAGACAGCCACGGCAUCCGCUACGUCCGCUACGAGUCCGAGCUGCAGAUGCCCUGGAUCAUGAGAUUAAUCACCAAGGACUUGUCUGAGCCUUAUUCAAUUUACACGUACAGGUACUUCAUCCACAACUGGCCGCAGCUUUGCUUCCUGGCCAUGGUGGAGCAGGAGUGUGUUGGAGCCAUCGUAUGCAAGCUAGACAUGCAUAAGAAGAUGUUCCGUCGCGGCUACAUCGCCAUGCUGGCUGUUGACUCCAAACACAGAAGGAAAAGCAUUGGUACUAAUCUGGUGAAAAAGGCCAUCUAUGCCAUGGUGGAGGGGGACUGUGACGAGGUUGUCCUGGAGACUGAGAUCACCAACAAAUCGGCCCUGAAGCUGUACGAGAACUUGGGUUUUGUCAGAGACAAGCGGCUGUUCAGAUACUACCUGAACGGAGUGGACGCGCUGCGACUCAAACUGUGGCUCCGCUAGAGAGAGAGGCAGACGCAGGAGGGACUGGGGGCAGGGGAGGCAGGACUGCAGGUGCUGUUCACCUCUAACACUAUGAGCUCAACAGCUACGGUCAUUUCGCUCCUAAACACACACACACACACACACACACACACACUUUCAUUCAAAC